CUGGCAAAGUCUCACUUCAGUGGUGUUUCUAAGGAAACAGCAGGGCAACACACGUUUACAAAUCCGCUCCAAUGAAUUUACUGGCUCGAAUCCGCAUGGAGAAGAGGAAACAGUACAGCGAGGCAAACAAGGGGAAAAAGAUAUUAAGGGAACACAAGCAAACCAAAAGACGAUCACGUGAACCUGCGAGAUCUUGGUAGAGAAGCGAAGAGAGUCCUGUUACCAUGGAUACAGCUGGACGCAACUAGGACAUGGAUGUUAUUAAGCGUGUGGCAAAGUCUCUGAGGAAGCUCCCAAGUUCAACCAUCCAGUCAGAAGGCAACCUGAGUAACAGAUCAGAGAGUAAGAGAGUACAGGGAGGAGCUUUCAGCUAGACUCGCCUGGCUGUGACUCUCACCCACCCAGCAUGUAAUACUCUCAGAGGCUUGGUCAGAAACACUUCACGCUGAGCUAAGGACCAUGACUUGUUGUGACGAAGUGGAACGUGUAUGGCGAGAGCGACUGCAGCGUUGUCAGAGGCAGUUGAAGGCCAAAGAGGAUGAGAUGGGUCGACAGUCCCACUACUUUGAUAACCUGAAACACCAACUCCACCACAAGCUUAGCCUGGCAAGGGACAGAGAGGAAAGCCUGCAGAGGCGCAUUUACACUUUAGAGAAGCAGCUACUGGACAUGACUGUGAGUGCGGCCACUGAUGUCACAGCAUUGAGCGCGGUCCGAAUUGCGCCCAAGACCGAAAGUCACUUGCAGGAGCCAGGUGCUAGAGAAGAGUGUGAAGGAGAAGAAGAGAAAAAUGAAUGCAGAAGGAGGCAAUGGCAUUCAAACAAUGGAGGAGAGCGAGAUGGAAGGCAGGAAGAGGACGAGGGAACAACUGAAAAUAAAAGGAGUACAGACAACAAACAGAACUCAAAUGAGGUCAGGUUGCAAGGUUUCAUCGUGACCCUGCAGGAGGAUCUCAGGGUGCUGCUGGAGAGAGAGGAAAGUGGCAUGACAGAACAUAGGAGGCUGAUAGAGCAGCUCCAGGAGGCAGAGGAGAACAGCCUUUUCCUGUGCUGCAAGGUGGAUGAGGUGAAGGUCGAGCUACAACAGCUGAAUUUGUCUGAAAGUGUCCUGACUAAGGAGGUGGAAGACCUCAGAGUGGAAAACCACAGACUCAAACAUGACCUGAAGGAUGCCGCUAAACAACGAACUCCCAGCCAGUCAUCUGCAAUCUCUGCUGAUGUUUGCUCUGCUGCCUCUGACGCUAGUACAAUUGUACAUUGUGCCGAGGGAAGCUCUGAAAAGGUAUUGGGCUUGCAUGAUGCAGUUUCAGUUACCCACCACCAGGCUGCAGCAGCGACCUCCAAGAGUGCCACCAAAGCUCCUGCGAUUACUGCCAAACAUGGCCCUCUGUAUACAGCUGAAAACCACGCUCCAAGCAUUUUUCCUCACCCGAGCCUCCAAACCUUCAACUUGGCUUCAGAGACCAUUGGAGAGUGGGGCUCUCCUGGGGGCUUCAAUGUGGAGGCCACCCACAGCGAAGAAUCUGAAGCCUUGCGGGAGGCAUACAGGAGCUUAGGUUUAGGCGAGGACCUUGAGGGUCUCAGAGAGCAAUGUGAACACCUGGAGGUAGCCCUUCAGCAAUCAAAGCAGCAGCUGCAGGUAAUGGCUCAGGAGAACGCACAACUGAAACUACAACUCAGAAACCAAAGAGAGGAGAAGCAAAAGUUUGGCGCAACUUUAACCAGUACUGAGGCCGAAGCUUGCCAAUCUCCUGGUCAAGAUGAUGUCACCGACCACAACGGCCUUCUCCAUGCCCUCAAUCAGGAAAACCGAGCCUUGGCUCUCCGCAUUGAGGAGCUGCUGGCUCACAUUGAGCUCAAUCAGGACGAAAUGGAGAGAGAGCAAUCUCAACUGAGGGCAAGUAUUUUGCGUCUGCAGGAAGACAAAGCCAAGCUGGAGCAGGAGAAGCAAGAACACGGCUGUCUUAUCAAUGAACUCACCAGAAAGACAGAGGAUGAUCUCAAUACAAUCAUGGAGCUGCAGCAAAAGUUAGAAGAGCGUGUGGAUUGUUGUAAACAAAACCACGUGGGAAGGUUUCCAGAAAACCACCCAGAAGAGAGAGUGGCAAUAGAGCAAGACGGAGCACAAAGUCAUCUCCUGGUGAAGUCACUUAGUGAUCAAGUGAAGCAGCUCAACAAGUCCAUCCAGAGCCUGAAAGCUGAGCAAGGGCAGCUACGUGGUUGUGUGGUAACUCUUAGAAAGGAACACGGGGAAAUCUCUCUGUCAGUCCAAACACAGACUCAGGAGAAACAGCACAUAACUCGGACAAUAUGGGCACUCAAAGGGGAGAAGGACGGGAUCGCUGGAUCUCUGGAUGGUCUUAAGCAGGAGCGAGACCAAAUAAUCAGGGUGCUCAGCGGGCUGAAGGAUGUGCAAGUUCGUCUUUCAAAGUCUGUGAGAGAUUUGGAGGAAAAGAAAGCAAAGCUCGCCGAGUCUUGUUUGGUCCUUGAAAGAGAAAAAGAAAAACUGUUCGAGUCGCUGUCAGGUGGAAAAGAGGAGCUCAAACAAAUUGCACAGACAGUGCAACAUUUGGAGCGAGAGAAGGACCAAUUAAGUCAGACGGCAGACAAACUAAGAGAUUGUCUUCAAGAGUCAACAGAUAAGAAUCAACCUCGCCAACAUUUACAAGGGGACUAUGACAGUCUGCUAAAGUCAAUUAGCAGUUUGAAGAACGAAAAAGUAAAAACUGAACAUUCAGUCCGAUGUUUGAAACAAGAGGAAGCGCAGAUAAUGAAAUUACUUCAGUCUCGAAGAGAACAAAUGAGUGGCCAACAAACUGAUCGUCACAGUCAGACGCAAUACAACAAGAUGGAGACUGAAAUAGAAAACAAACAAAAUGUUGGAACCACUAUACAGGAAUCAAGUGAGCUGGUGAGAGUUAUUGAAGUUGUCAGAGAAGAACUAAAAAAGUCACAGCAAGAACUGGACAAAAGACAUGCAGAGAACACGGCGCUACAAAUGCAGUUGAGUCAAUCGGAAGCCAGGAAGCAAAUUGCUGCGAAGCAAGCAUCCCUAGCAGGUGAUGAGGUUAAGAGGCUGACAGAUCUCGUCAACCAAACAGAUACAAUCUGUAAGAAAAAUGGAUACCUUACCACUCAGGUCAACGAGUUGCAAAGCAAAAUCUCUGUCCUCGUCAAGGAAAAGACUGCCACUAUGUCACUGAAGUCACAAAUUGAAGACCAAUACAACAUGCUCACAGCUCAGCUUAAAGCCAAGACGGUAGCGCUAGAGGAGCUGAACUCUGAGUACAUUACUCUGAAAAAAGAGCGGGACAACAACGAUGACCUCAGUGCUCUCAUGUCUCUCCGCACACGUUACAAUGACGUCAAAGCCAAGUAUGACGCACUGCAGAAAACAAGGAGCCAGUCCGAUGUGGAUCUAGUAGUUCCCUUAAAGGCCAAGCUUUCCUGCCUGGUGCUAAAAUGUCAAGAGAGAAACAACUUAUUGGCACAGAUGAUGAGAGCCUUGCACAGGCACAACGUUGUGGAUUCCACGCUGACACAGCGGGCUGAUGAGCUGCUCAGAGACACGGUACUACUCGAGUACUCUGCUGCAUUCGCACCUGGAAGCUUUGCAAAGGACCAGGAAUGUGGGCUCACGCCGAGAUUUGUUCCCAAAUUCCACAACUACAUAAAUGGACACACUCGGACCGAAAGCAGAGAACUGAAAGAAACAAAACACCCUUCUUUGGAGGAGUCGAUGACAAACGUUCCCGAUCGCAGUCGCGAUGUCCUGUGUAUGCCAAUUGUGCAAAGGAAGCGAAAUGCCAACUCACUUGUGCCAAGUACGCAAGCGGACCACCAGAUGCCACCAUUAGCUGAACCUCAGAAUGCCGAACAAACCUUUCUUUCCCCCUCUGCCACUGGACAUGAAAAAAGAUCGCUGGAUAGUAGACCCAAGUCAUGCCCUGGUCCAUCUAACACGUGCGACUCAACACCUCCACUCUUUUUCGGUGUGAGCAGGAGGCUGAGCAGUCCUGAGAAGAUCAUCAACCUCCAAGAGCAGCUUCAACAGACUCUGCUGAGUAGCUGUAAGGCUGUGGUGGGUGGAGGAAGAGUAGACCAUUCCAGAAGAAUGUCAUUCUCAGCUCCUGCAUCCCCAAACCCAUCUUCUCAGAAAAAGUCGCAAAGGCUCUGUGUCCUUGCUCCAUCUAGUGGUCCACUCCCUCUCUGCUCUCCAACAAGCAUGGCCAAGCACCUUCCACCAGUGACAACCUCAGCAGUCACAAAAACUCAGCCAACAAAACUUUUCAAUGCAGUCACUGCGAGAUGUGCUGCUAAUGUGUCAUUCGCACCUCAUUUGUUGGCGAACCGUCAUUUUAAAGGAGCUCUGUCUUCCCCAAGCUCUGUUACCAAGUCAUUGGUUAGCACUGCUGCCUCAAGCAAAACCAACUCGACCUCAAGCAGUGACUCCAAUGUACCAGCGUCCUUAAAACCGAAAAGCCAAUUUUCUCCUGACGUGGUUGAUGCUGAACAUUCAGCUUCCUCUCCUUUGAUGGCCUCUAAAACUCCUGACUCCGGUGUCUUCAUGUGUUCUGACACAAAUCUCCAAAUCACUGCCUCGGACACAAGUGCCCCGAGUAAAGCGACUGUCCACAAAGCUGAUGUUUUCAGCGCGGUAAUAAAACCUAAUGGUGCUGAUCCUCCUGCGUGCGACGGCCUAGAAUUCACUACAUUCAAUUCACGUUCUUCACAACAAUCUCCCGAGGGAUCGUCAAAUAAGUUCCACGUUGAUCCAGACCAGAUGAGACCUUCAAGACCCAAGCCAGGCGCCCCAGCAGAGGUGUGCUCUGUGGAGGUCAUCAAACAAGUGGGUCACAGCAGCCUCCUGAUUGGCUGGGAAAGGCCUCCUCUAGAUGAGCUGGGCUGCAGUCAUGGCACCUUUGUGUAUGGUUACAGGGUGUUUGUGGAUGGGGAAUUCUACAAGUCUGUGAUGAGCUCAGCAUGCACCAAGUGUGUCCUGGAAAACGUGGAACUGACUUACCCACGUGAGAUCGGCAUCCAAACACUGGGCUCCAAUGGGCUGAGAUCAAACAGCGUACACACUGUGUAUAUGCCAUCAGCUUUUGCAGCCCGCUAACAGCAUCCUCGCAUCACAAGGAUGAUUGUCAUCACGACUGGACCAACUAAGGUCAACUCACCGCCAAGAAACAUGCUCUUGACCAUCCGUUGAGGAUUUUGGGGACUUGUGCUAAACACUGGACCUUUAGGAUUCCUGACAUGGUUUGCAUAAAUGCAGGUGACAGAUGUCAGAAUAUCGUCUUUUUGCACAGCAGUGCCACUUACUGGAUUUAUCAUAUUUUACAGCCAAUUAGUUAAAUCCUCAGAAAAUGGAUCCGUCCUUGUAAAUUCUAAACGUGAUCAGCUACCGGGAGAUGUUGGUGUCUCCCGCGCAUGUUUACACUGUGGUCGACACAGACGGGCAUCGUGUGUCUUAGUAAUUCACAGAAGAGCUCUGCUGCUGCUGCUGCUGCCGCCUCUGGAUGCUGUGACGCUCAUGACGCAUUUUUUUGUUUUCACCCCUAAGAAAGCAACACAAUGCAUCAUGUGCUGCCGACAAGCUUCGACCAGAGGCUUUUACUUUCAUUUUUACUCAACAAGCCAAAUAUGAGCUAGGAGGACAUUGAACUACAAAGACUGUGUUCUGGUGGAUAUGAAACAGAAUCUAUUUGAGUUUUUCAGCAUUUUGCACACAAUCCCGUAGAAAAGAUUAAUCACGUUCUUUGUUUCCUAAAAUUGACUUAACAUGUUUUUAAUAUUUCUAUACGGGUGUAGAGUAACAACGGUGCAACAAAUGUAUUUUUCUAUAAGUGAAUGAUAAUAUUGAUUAGCCAUUGACACCUCACAGCUGUACAGAGAAUAAAUGUCCGGCACUCAA
Messenger RNA from Syngnathus acus (greater pipefish), 5916 nucleotides. Its product is annotated as GRIP and coiled-coil domain-containing protein 2-like. The transcript has 18 exons. NCBI's taxonomy places the organism in Eukaryota, Metazoa, Chordata, Actinopteri, Syngnathiformes, Syngnathidae. The record is from RefSeq and is a predicted model, not a curated record. Bases 460 to 5118 code for a protein of 1552 amino acids.